Molecule: messenger RNA, 2019 nt
Organism: Neltuma alba
Lineage: Eukaryota; Viridiplantae; Streptophyta; Magnoliopsida; Fabales; Fabaceae
Exons: 1
Coding region: 136-1788 (550 amino acids)
Source: RefSeq, a predicted model, not a curated record
UGAGUCCAACCUAAAAUCUCAAAACAAGACACAAUUAGCCUCUUUCGACCACCAGUUCCUCAUCCAUCCCUGGGCUCCUCUGCUUCCAAGUUGUCCCUUCCUUCAUCAUUCAUUCCUUCCAUAAAUUUCUCAUUCAUGGUUCAUCUCCCAAACACCCCUACACGAGAGAGAGAAAUCAAACUUAGCUUUCUCUCAAUAAUGGAUAUUUGGUCAUGGAUAUGCGAGCUCCCCAACCUGGACGACUGGUCCGAAUCACCUGUAUUCGAACUCGUCAGUUCAGGCCAAGCUGAUCAGGACGGCUCCACUCAGUCCGUCCAUUUAAGAGCUGACCGGACUUCUGGGUCGGAAUCUGAAGCUGCCGUGAUUUUCACUGUUUGCUUGCAGGGGUUUCCCCCGCUCAACGCUGAAAAACCUCUCUGGGUCUCUGAGAAAUGUCACGUUUCUAGAGAAAACCCAUUCCUUCCUCUGAUUGUACAGCUUGUUCAAGAGAUCAUAGCACUCUCCCCCAACGCGCCAAACAGUACGUGCCCAAGGGCACAGCUCCAGAAGCUCAAACCCGAGCCUAUCGCGUGGGUCAUGGACUCUCACUCGCUCGAAUCCUUCUCCACCUUCUUCAACCUCGUCUUCAUCUUACGCCUCUUCUGGCUCUGCGCCUGCGACGCCCCCAACGAAGCUGGCUCUCUCUAUUUUCAAUCAUUACUACCUUCGGCGCUCGAAAUCGUCUCAUCGAGCCCGUUGCCGGUUCUGCGAACUUUCUUAGUCACCGUUGGUAUAGACACGGAGUUAUGCUUCAUGCGCACCCUCGGGUACGUAGUGGCAAAAUUGUGCAUUUUCAGAGAGCUAGGCGUAGGAUUACAGGUGUUGGUUCCGCCGCCAUGUCGGAGCCCGGGAUUUUCAUACUCCACGGAGGCUCACGGCGUUUGGGCUCUGAAGGGCUAUGCUUCGAUGAUGACUAUGAUGAAAGUGGCGAGUUCCGAUGGUUUGAAACCUCAAAUUCCUCGUCUUGAUGCUAAGGAGUCAGUAUUAAAGUACGCUCUUGCCCACCAGCAACUUGAGGCCCUCGUCCAGUUAGAAUACUCCGUCGCUUUCAACGAUGGGUUCAUUCAGGUUCUUGCACGCAUCGACAACAUACGUCUUCACGUGGCGAAGCUCGGGUUCAAGAACCAAAACGACGAGGCGGAGUACGGCGAGGAGAAGCACUUCCCGUCAAGAGUUCGAAUCUGGGUCGGCCCGGAAGUCGGAGCAACAUACGUGGGCGGGUUGAGCUUGAGCCGAUCAACAGGGAACGCGGAGAAAGAAGUGGAGAUACAGAAAAUCGUGAAGGGACAUUUCCAGAACCUAAAACUUUCCAAGGGAAAAGCGGUGGCCAGGACAUCUACGAAGACGAAGAUGAAGAACUGGAGGAUGGACCAAGAAGCGGAGGGGAACGGGGCAAUAUUCGAUGCCGUUCUGUACGACAACGCGACAGGUCAGGAGGUGGCAACGGGGAGGCCGUACGGGGAAACAAGUGAUGACCCGAUUCAUGGGUUGAGGAGGAGGUACGUGGGAGCGAAUAGACCGUUUACAAAAACCGGGUCGGUGGUGCUCGCGGGGGACGAGUAUGGAGAAGAAGUAGGGUGGAAGCUGAGCAAAGAGAUGGAAGGGAGUGUGCUGAAGUGGAGGAUAGGAGGGGAAUUUUGGGUAAGUUAUUGGCCAAAUCAGGCAAAGACAUCAUUUUUUGAGACGAGGUACGUGGAAUGGUGCGACGAGGUUGAUUUGCCUCUUAUUCCUGGCAAAAUGAUCGUAUGAUGGAACACACGACGGUGAAGAAUUUAUGUAAAUAUCCCAUGAACUCUACAAAGAUUAUUAAUCAAUUAGCUUCUUGAUGCUAGAUAGAUGUGGGUUAAUUAGAUUGCAAUGUCAGGCGUAAUGUAGUAAUCCACAUAUGCACUACUCAAAUGCUUCAUAUCUCCGAAUUAUAUAUAGAAGAUAUAUGAUAUGAAAAGAAUUCUAAAAUAAUUUUAUUUAUCAAAUCACUAA